This is a messenger RNA of Syngnathus acus (greater pipefish), 3101 nucleotides long. Its product is annotated as inactive rhomboid protein 1-like. The record is from RefSeq and is a predicted model, not a curated record. The transcript is spliced from 18 exons. Gene Ontology annotation, biological process: regulation of protein secretion; regulation of epidermal growth factor receptor signaling pathway. Bases 523 to 2889 code for a protein of 788 amino acids. Gene Ontology annotation, molecular function: serine-type endopeptidase activity. Gene Ontology annotation, cellular component: endoplasmic reticulum membrane. NCBI's taxonomy places the organism in Eukaryota, Metazoa, Chordata, Actinopteri, Syngnathiformes, Syngnathidae.
ACACACACACACACACACACACACACACACACACACACACACACACACACACACACACAUACGGAUAAUAAGGCAAAAGCGACACACAGACCUCAUUCACACCGGGGGCUCCAAAGAGGGAGCCACAUUGACUUUGACGAGGAACAGAGACUCUCAUCUUGUUUUGUCAGGAAGUUUAAUCCUUUUUGGCUGAAUUCCACACACACUUUCUCACACACUGAGACACAAAGCUCUGUCAUGCUGCUGAGACAAGGUCAGAGCAUUUAGGAUCCUUCAAUUCCUUGAGAGCGCGUCCGGGACUACUUCAUCUCCUUCCUUUUCUCAAACGUUUGAUUAAAUGAGCCCAACUGUGGAUGUCAAACAGAGUCUGGACAUGCGGUGAUUAUCCCCACUGGAUAUCAGGAAAUCUGGAUUUGUUUAGAUUCACUGGAUCUGACUCGAAGGAGUCGUUUUUGGGGACAGUGGGUUAGCCACGCUGGUAAUGGAGGUGAUAAAGCUCCAUACUCACUGCCCCACUCAGGUAUGAGCCGCAGCCAGGAACCUUACUGGGGCUCCAUCAACAGGGGUACGGCGGACUGGUUUGGUGUGAGCAAGGACAACGACAGCAGCCAGCGAUGGAGGAGGAGGAGCCUGCAGCACUGCGGCCAUCUCUAUGGGGGUCUAAAGGCUCAGGUGAUGAGGGGCAUGGAGCUACCCAGCCAGGACAACCUCUCCCUGACCAGCACUGAGACUCCCCCUCCCCUCUGUCUCCCACCCCUCCACCCUAGUCACCAUCACUAUGGCAUGCGGAGGGUUGUAGACCCCCUGGCUCGGGGUCGAGCUUUCCGCACGGGGGAAGAGAUUGAUGGCAUCGGCGUGCUGCCAACUCUCCCCAACGCCUGCGCGGCCUCCCUUUGCUCAUUUUCCAGCUCGCGUUCGGCCAUCAGCAGGUUGCCACGGCGACGCAAACGGGAGUCAGUUGCCGCCAUGAGCCUCAAAGCUGCCUCGGCAUUGAUGAAGGGGCGUGCAGUCGGUGAAACCGUGACAGGACGAUAUCGGAGGCGGAGUUUCCUGCACCCCAGUUUUUUUGAAGAUGACACAGUGGACUUCCCUGAUGAUUUGGACACAUCUUUUUUCACUGGAGAGGGUCUGCCAGAUGAGCUCUCCAGCUAUGCAGAUGAAGUUUUUGAGACGGCAUCAGAGGCCGCGCGCCAUCAUCUUGAUGACGGCGAUCUCACUGGAAGUGCGCUUGAUAGGAACGAACUGGAGAGGAGUCACCUGAUGUUGCCGUUAGAACGAGGAUGGCGCAAAGCUAAAGACGGCUCACUCGUCCAACCCAAAGUGCAAGUGAACCAAGAAAUGAUGAGUCAGCAGCGUGGGCAAAGGAUCACAGUGCCCGUCAAGAAGCUGUUCGCCCGAGAGAAGAGGCCUUACGGGCUCGGCAUGGUCGGCCGUCUCACCAACCGAACGUACCGAAAGCGCAUUGAUAGCUUUGUCAAGAGACAGAUUGAAGACAUGGACGACCACAGGCCGUUCUUCAGCUACUGGAUCACUUUUGUCCAUUUACUGAUAACCAUCCUGGCUGUCAUUAUCCACGGCAUCGCUCCUGUGGGCUUCUCACAACAUGAGACUGUGGAUUCGGUGUUAAUGAACAAGGGUGUAUAUGAAAAUGUGAAAUUUGUACAACAACAGAAUUUCUGGAUUGGUCCAAGCUCGGAGGCGCUAAUCCAUCUGGGAGCCAAAUUUUCCCCUUGCAUGCGUCAGGAUCAAGAGAUCCACAAACUGGUGCAAGACAAGAUGGUCAAAGAAAGAGAGUCGGGCUGCUGCGUGAGGAAUGAUCGCUCGGGAUGUUUGCAGACUUUGCAAGAAGAGUGUUCGACCACAUUGGCAUUAUGGGUAAAGUGGCCUCAGCAUCCCAGUGCUCCUUACUUGAACGGUAAAUUACGUCAAUAUGGCGCAGUUUGCCAUCAGGAUCCCAGGAUUUGCCAGGAACCUGCCUCUGUCUCGCCUCACGAAUGGCCUGAAGACAUUACCAAGUGGCCAGUGAGUAUGGAGAAUCUAGUGGUUUGCACGCGAUACAGUUUUGUGAACCACACCAAUCUUCCUCACAUCGAUUGCACCAUCACGGGCCGGCCCUGCUGCAUUGGAACCAAAGGCCGAUGUGAAAUCACUUCCAGAGAGUACUGUGACUUCAUGCACGGCUACUUCCAUGAAGAAGCCACUCUCUGCUCACAGGUGGCGUGCAUGGAUGACGUGUGCGGCCUCCUGCCUUUCCUCAACCCCGAAGUCCCAGACCAGUUUUCCCGACUGUGGCUGUCCCUCUUCCUUCAUGCUGGGAUUCUUCACUGCCUGGUGUCAGUGUUGUUCCAAAUGACAGUUCUUCGAGAUCUGGAAAAGCUAGCCGGCUGGCUGCGGAUCUCCAUCAUCUACAUGCUUAGUGGCAUCACAGGCAACUUGGCUUCUGCUAUUUUUCUGCCUUACAGAGCGGAGGUGGGUCCUGCUGGCAGCCAGUUUGGCAUCCUGGCGUGUCUCUUUGUGGAGCUCUUUCAGACCUGGCAGAUCCUGGAGAGGCCGUGGCGGGCGUUUGGAAAGCUGAUUGCCAUCUCUGUAUUCUUCUUCUCCUUCGGAUUGCUACCUUGGAUCGACAACUUUGCCCAUGUCUGUGGUUUUGUCUCAGGAUUCUUCUUAUCCUUUGCCUUCUUGCCGUAUAUCAGUUUUGGACGCUCAGACAUGUACCGCAAGAGGGUCCAGAUUUGUGUGUUCCUUCUGGUUUUUGCAGCUUUGCUCUCUUCAUUGGCAGUCUUCUUCUAUGUUUACCCCGUGAAGUGCGACUGGUGCGAGUACCUCACCUGCAUCCCAAUCACGGACAAGUUUUGCGAGAAAUAUGACUUAAACGCAAAACUCCUUUGACCCACGUCGGGUUGCAUUGCAGCAUUUUGACAUGAAGAGAUUCUGCUGCAGAAUAAGACUUUUUUUUCAGUUUUCAUUUGCUUGUCAGCAACAGUUUGAACCAUUCUGAUCCAAAAAUAGCAAACAAAUGCAAUUUUGAAGAUGUAUAUGAACAUAGUAAAUAUUGACUUUUUUGCACUUAUUUUUCCAAUAAAAAAAUAUAUUUCAGUAUA